CUUGAACACGGAGCCAAUCGAAGACAAAAAAAAAUGGAAGACAAAGAUAACGAGAGGCUGCUGUGAUGAAACAGCCAAACAAGAAAGAAUAAAAAAGUACUUCUUUUAGCUUUCAAAAGCCCCAAAAAUGAAACCCCACCUUUCUUCCUUCUGUAUCUCUGCUUGUCUGUCUCUGUCUGUCUGUGACUGUGUACUUUGGAAAAACAGCUGAAUAGAUACAUAUACAGUUAUAGAUAGUGUGUAGAUCCGUCUCUUUGUAAAAGGUUUUUUGUUUUUCCUUUAAUACAGCACACUUCUUACUUCAUGGGGUCCAUCAAGAUUUCAUCUGGGUCAUCCUUGUUUUCUUCUCCCAUGCCUUCUUUUUCUUGAUACAUAUCAGUUUCAUCAUACUUUCAAGCUUUUUGUUCCUUUUCCUUGAAUAAAGAUAGGGCUUUUGUUUGUUUUUGUUUUCUUUCCUUUUUCUUGAUUAAUAUAUUGAGAGAUGCAAUCGGAUAGGUCCAAUUCUGUUUUCGUGGUAACUCAGAGAAGUCAGUCUUUGGCCGCUAGUGAUGCUCGAGGCAAGCACAGAUUACAAGCUGAACUUAAACGCGUCGAGCAAGAAGCUAAAUUCUUAGAGGAAGAGCUGGAAGAACUUGACCAAAUGGAGAAGGCCUCAAUGGCAUGCAAGGAAACACUGAGUGACGUCAAAGCUAGACCUGAUCCUCUUCUCCCAGUAACAACCGGUCCUUCAAAUCCAUCAUGGGAUCGGUGGUUUGAAGGACCUCAAGAGUCGAGAGGUUGCAGAUGCUGGAUUCUGUGAAACUAUCUUCCGAUUUCAUGCCCUUUUAAUCAUUCGUGCUUGCUCAUACCCUGGGGAUUCUGAUGAUAUUUUACUCUUAUAAAUCUAUACUUUGUCAUUGAUUAAUGUUUAAUCAAAGGCUUCAUUGUGCAGAGGAUUACAAUUUUUAGAAUCUCAUUCUUCAAUGGCAUGCUUUCAUGGUAAUA
Messenger RNA from Mangifera indica (mango), 984 nucleotides. Its product is annotated as guanine nucleotide-binding protein subunit gamma 1-like. Gene Ontology annotation, biological process: G protein-coupled receptor signaling pathway. The record is from RefSeq and is a predicted model, not a curated record. The transcript is spliced from 4 exons. Lineage: Eukaryota; Viridiplantae; Streptophyta; Magnoliopsida; Sapindales; Anacardiaceae. Bases 482 to 799 code for a protein of 105 amino acids.